Messenger RNA from Mytilus californianus (California mussel), 2869 nucleotides. RefSeq lists its product as uncharacterized. The coding region runs from base 1672 to 2691 and encodes 339 amino acids. The record is from RefSeq and is a predicted model, not a curated record. Gene Ontology annotation, molecular function: protein binding. Lineage: Eukaryota; Metazoa; Mollusca; Bivalvia; Mytilida; Mytilidae. The transcript has a single exon.
UUGUGGUACAAUGCCAGAGAGAUCCAUACACUUUCACACAAGUUAUUGUCUGGAAACUACAAAAAUGCUUGUUUUUUGGUCCUUUUUUGGUCCCUAAUUUCUUAACUGUUGGUACCAUAACCCCCCUUCCUUUUGUGGUAUUGAACCUUCUCGUAAAAUUUCAUAGACAUCCAUACACUUAAACUAAAGUUAUUGUCCGGAAACCAAAUGUGUCUUCGUACGACGACGCUGAUGACGCCGCCGACGACGAAGACGAAAUGAUAACAUUAUACUAACGCAAAUAAUGUUUUGCGGUCGUGUAAAAAAUAGAUGUCCAGAUCAGUCAACUAUAGGUUUUGGUUUUCACCUUACACUAUCUAAAAACUCAAAUUCCCGAUUAUAUAAUCUGCUUUCAAUUUUUUUACAUUAGUGUCAUGAUGAUUUUUAAAAAGAUACACCAUCAAAAGAACCCCUGUCGAUGUUGCGCUUGGCUUCGCUAAUUUAACCCGGUUAUAAAAAAAAUGUGUUAUUUCAGAGAGAGAGAAAAUAUUCUUCCGACUAUAAUGACUACACUUAGAUGCUAUUGUUCUUAUAACCAUUUCGCGAUGAAUUCGAAUUUUGCAUUAAAAUCAGAAAAGCCUCUUAUUACACAGAAGAAUUAAUCUGAUAGGCCUUAACUAUAAUGUUAGUAUAAUUAUAUUUCAACUUAAACCUCUGUGGUAGUUAUUCCAAUAAACAGAUCCUUACAACAACGGAGUAAGUGUAUGUUUAUAUUUUUGCAAGAGAAUAAUUUGAAAAAUAUACAAAAUUAAUGACGUGUAAACAUAUAAUAUUGUUGAUGUAUUUCUAUUGGGAUUAAUCAUCACUGCGAGAGGGAAAAUCGAUGCACGUGUACUUAAAUAGAUUGAAAACAAUAAAGAAGACACUCAAACUAUCUAUAAAGUGGUAAUUUAUCAUAUUGCAGUGUAAGCUGUUGUAAUAUUUGGUGACAAACGGAUAUGCUGAUUUGAAAUGUAAGAUCGUGCUGACGUGUAAUGCUGAUAUUGAAAACAUGUGUCAAACAUAAACUUAUUUAUAUAUAUAUAUAUAUAUAUAUAUAUAGCAUUCAUAUGUUCGUCAUAUUGUGAAAAUGAUAUUUAUAGUAAACGUUACACUCUCACAGUUGACACCGCUGAAAAACAACAGAUAUUACCGUAGGCAUUUCCUGUUCUAAUGUAGAUGAAUAUUUUCUCCGUAUUUAAUGGAAAUAUUGUAUUUUGUCAGGGACCCAUUAAAAAAUGUGUGGGGAAAGAAUUGAUUUAUAAAUCAAAUAGACGACUUGCUGUGUCCGUGCAAUCAUUAUAAGAUUCAGAUCAUGAUCUAUGUAUUAUGAUGGUGCUGGGAUAAUUGUUUCACUGUGAAUCUACGAUCUAGGGAUAAUAUUUAAUUCCAAAUUAAUUCUGGAUGUUGAAAUAAUCGCCGUAAGUACAAUUAAAAAUACAUUUGCUUUCUUCCAACAUAACAACAUAUAUCAAGAAAUUGCAUAGCACUUUGUUUCCGUGAAACUCAUACGAGUAUCUUUCGGUUAUCAGCAACAUUUCAGAUAGGAAUAAUAAACUGCAGAUUGCUUAUACUGAAUACUAUUGGAAUGGAAUAAUUCACUUUUUAUUCGAGUUACAAUCAACAACCAUUAGAUUAUAAUAUUGUUGUGAAAUGAUACUUGAAAUAUUGGAAACAAUGGCUUCAACCGAAAAAUUACCAAUUUACAUAGAUGCAGUGAAAGUUUCGUCAACAAGUACUUCGUCUGUUGAAAUACUGUGGAGAGCAAAUCCAGAUACUGUGUCAAAUGUGCUAGGCUAUCGUGUUCAUUACCAGAAGAUUUCAAGUUCCUACAUUCAGUAUGGACCCCACCUGUCACCAACUAGCCAUUCUUAUACUGUUCAUAACUUAGUAGCUGACACUUAUUAUAGACUAUGUUUAAUGAUGUUAAGAAACGAUACAGCAACGUUACAAAAAUGUGUUGACGCUUCAACGAGAAGUUGGCAUAUCCCCGUUUCUAUUGGAAGUAGUAUCGGUGCAGUGCUGGCUCUUUCUAUGAUCGUGUUUGUUAUUUUGUUAUUAAGAUGGCCAUCAUCGAUACACUGGAGAGGGAAACAAAAGACCCGAAAAUAUGACAGCAUGUCAUCUCACUUUAAUGAUGAACUGUAUGAUUUCAGUGAGAGCGUAACAAUGACUGCUGGUCAUGACGACAUGUUCUCAGACCAAAGCGAAGGUUAUGUAUUUGAACUUCCAGUUCAUAAUAAUGGGCAUUGUAAUGGGAACGCAAAUUAUGUAAUUGCUGGCGUUCACCGAAAAGGUUCAUCUUCAUCUUCUCACAAACAUUCCGGUCACCAUCACUACGGUCACGUACACUGUACUCAAUCAGGACAUUCCCAUAGUGGAAUUCGUCAUCAUAGUCAUCAGGAGUCUAGCAUUAUGCAGGACCUCAAUCAUAAUCACCAUCAUCAUCGUCAUGAGCAAGGUGAUGCGAUAAUUUCACAUGCUAACGAUGAUCAAGAACAAGAACUUGAUUGUAAUCAAAUUAACGGUAUGCCCCAUGCUCAUACAGAGCCAAUUCUACUGUCAUCGGAAUUUUAUGAAUUUGAAAUGCAAGAUAUGAAAGAAGUCAGUAGUAUGCCGGAGCCAGACGUCAGGCCAUAUUUAGAAACAUCGAUAGACGAUGAUAUUGUGUGAUUUUUUUAUUUGCUCAAACUUAGAAAAUGCUCAUGAAGUAUCCAAAUUUAUUCCACGGAACAGUGUUUUUUCCUAUGGUUUGUAUUUUAUGUGUUUAAUAUAGGAAAUGCUCCUAUAUGUACAGGUCUUAUUUGUAAUAACGUUGUUAACCUUUGUCAUUAUUAAAUCCUUCAAUUGA